Crotalus tigris (Tiger rattlesnake) is the source of this 4892-nucleotide messenger RNA. It is a transcript of the gene BICD1, whose product is annotated as BICD cargo adaptor 1. The transcript has 9 exons. The record is from RefSeq and is a predicted model, not a curated record. Bases 952 to 3900 code for a protein of 982 amino acids. Gene Ontology annotation, cellular component: Golgi apparatus; cytosol. Gene Ontology annotation, biological process: protein localization to organelle; positive regulation of receptor-mediated endocytosis; regulation of microtubule cytoskeleton organization. Gene Ontology annotation, molecular function: dynein intermediate chain binding; dynactin binding; dynein complex binding. Lineage: Eukaryota; Metazoa; Chordata; Lepidosauria; Squamata; Viperidae.
CACCUACACGGCUCUGAAAGGAGGGAGCAGAAAGCCGGGAACUGCAGUAGAGGAACGCAGCCUUCCUCCGCCUGCUCGUUCCUUACAAGAGUGGGAAGAGAGAUACCCUGAGGAGGAGGAGGAAGAGGAGGGAAAGGCGUUCGUCAUCGGUCGCGCUGUCCUUUUGCCCAGCCGCACGUAGAAGAGGGAGGAAGAGGUCGGCGAGGCAAUCAGAGGCGUUCUUGGAUGGUCGCUUCCCUUCCGCAGCUGUUUGGUAAUAGCCUAUCUCCCUCCUUCCUUCCUUCCUUCCUUCCUUCUUCCUUCCUUCCCCAUUCGAUUCCAGGGGAUCAGGAGGCUGAAGCUGCACCAUAUAUAGCCAGGGCUGCCUGCUUUAUUGAUUGACUUGCAUUUCCAGCAUCUCCCCCGCCCCCUUUGGCGCUGCAGCGGCGGCAGCACCAGCACUAGCAGCAGCCCGGAGAGGGAAAGGAGGUGGACAGUUGAGAGACUGCGGAGAAGCUGCCCUGGAGACAUGGCGGACCGAGGCCUCUGAAUAAGCAAAAAUUGAGCGCGGGGGUGGGGAGGGGAACGAAACAGGCUCCCUCCCGAUUUCUCCUUUCCCUCCUUCCCCAGCGCAAUUAUGCUGUCCCGAAGUGGAGCGGCCGAAGGACAAACGGUGCAGCAGCUUUGGGGAGCCUUGGACUCCUUCCCCUCGCAUCUACUUCUUAAUCUUGCAUCCCAUCCUCUCCCUUGGCCUUAAGCUGAGGUAGCUGGCUGCUUCCCAACAACAUCCAGGGCGAAUUGCUAUCCACCCCUCCAUCCAUCCUGUGGCUGCCUUCAUCCCUCCCUCGCCCUCCCUUCCACUUCUUCCCAUCUGUCUCCAUCCUUCUUCCUUCCUCUCAUUCUCUAUCUCUUUCUCCUGUUGCUCCCCUCCCCCCACCUCCUCCCUGGCUGCCACCACCGUCCUCCAAAGCCAUGGCUGCAGAAAAGAUCUUGGAGACUGUGGAUCACUAUAAAUCUGAGAUUGAGCGCUUGACCAAAGAACUGACAGAGACCACCCAUGAAAAGAUCCAGGCGGCUGAAUAUGGACUGGUGGUCUUGGAAGAGAAGCUGACCCUUAAACAGCAGUAUGAUGAGCUAGAAGCUGAAUAUGAUGUCCUCAAACAGGAGCUGGAGCAGCUGAGAGAGGCCUUUGGACACUCAUUCUCAGUCCACCGUAAAGUAGCGGAAGAUGGUGAGACCAGGGAAGAGACACUACUUCAGGAGUCGGCAUCAAAGGAAGCUUAUUACCUUGGGAAGAUUUUGGAAAUGCAAAACGAGCUGAAACAAAGUAGAACUGUGGUUACCAACGUUCAAGCAGAGAAUGAACGGUUGACAGCAAUUAUGCAGGACUUGAAAGAGAACAAUGAAAUGGUGGAGCUGCAGAGAAUUAGGAUGAAAGAUGAAAUCAGAGAGUAUAAAUUUAGGGAGGCGCGGCUUCUUCAGGAUUACACUGAACUUGAAGAAGAAAACAUUACUUUGCAAAAGCUGGUUUCCACACUGAAGCAGAAUCAGGUUGAAUAUGAAGGCUUGAAACAUGAGAUAAAACGAUUUGAGGAAGAGACGGUGUUGCUUAAUAGCCAGCUAGAAGACGCCAUCCGGUUGAAAGAGAUUGCAGACCAUCAGCUAGAGGAGGCCUUGGAGACAUUAAAGAAUGAAAGAGAGCAGAAGAAUAAUCUGAGGAAGGAACUGUCUCAGUAUAUCAAUUUAAAUGAUAGCAUGUAUAAUAAUCAUAUUAAUAUCUCAGUAGAUGGAUUAAAAUUUGGAGAAGAUGGGAAUGAACCUAAUAAUGAUGACAAAAUGAAUGGACACAUUCAUGGACCUCACAUGAAACUGAAUGGGGAUUUUCGGACUCCCAGCGUCAGGAAAGGAGAAUCUUUGCACCCGGUCUCUGAUCUCUUCAGUGAGCUGAACAUCUCUGAAAUGCAGAAACUGAAGCAGCAGCUCAUGCAGGUGGAGCGCGAGAAAGCUAUUCUGCUGGCAAAUCUUCAGGAAUCUCAGACCCAGCUGGAACACACCAAAGGGGCCCUCACUGAGCAGCACGAACGGGUCCAUAGGCUCACUGAACAUGUCAACUCAAUGAGAGGUCUGCAAAGCCACAAAGAGCAGAAAGAUGUGGAUUUUGAGAAAGGCCGGGAUUCUGGGGAAGAAACCCAUGAUUAUGAAGUGGACAUAAACGGCUUAGAGAUCCUAGAGUGUAAAUACAAGGUAGCUGUUACUGAGGUGAUCGACCUCAAAGCCGAAAUCAAAGCCUUAAAAGAGAAGUAUAAUAAAUGUGUGGAAAGCUACACUGAAGAAAAGGACAAGUAUGAGAGCAAGAUCCAAAUCUACGAUGAGCAGGUAUCCGGCUUAGAAAAGUCAACAAAGGAAAGCCAUGAGAAAAUGAUGCAGAUGGAGAAGGAACUGCAAAGGAUUACAGGCAUCGCCAACGAGAACCACAACACCCUCAAUGCCGCUCAAGAUGAGCUGGUGACUUUCAGUGAAGAGCUCGCUCAGCUCUAUCAUCAUGUCUGUCUCUGCAACAAUGAGACGCCCAAUAGGGUUAUGCUGGACUAUUACAGGCAAAGCCGAGUUACUAGAAGCGGGAGCUUGAAGGGGCCUGAUGAUCCAAGAGGACGUCUAUCUCCCCGCCUUGCCAGGAGAGCAACGGUGCUCCCUGUAGAAGCCAGGGCGCCAACGGAACAGGGUUCAAAAGAGAACACUGAAGCCAAUAAAGAGCCAAGUCCAACAAAGACCCCCACCAUUUCUCCUGUCAUUACAGCCCCUCCUUCCUCCCCAGUUUCUGACACCAGUGACAUUCGGAAAGAGCCGAUGAAUAUUUACAACCUCAAUGCCAUAAUACGGGACCAAAUCAAGCAUUUGCAGAAAGCGGUAGACCGGUCGCUGCAGCUGUCCCGGCAGCGCGCAGCGGCCCGUGAACUGGCACCUAUGAUUGAUAAGGACAAGGAGGCUUUGAUGGAAGAAAUAAUGAAAUUAAAGUCCCUGCUGAGUACAAAACGGGAGCAGAUAGCAACCCUCAGGGCAGUGUUGAAAGCCAACAAGCAGACAGCAGAAGUGGCCCUGGCCAACCUGAAAAAUAAAUACGAGAACGAGAAAGCCAUGGUAACAGAAACAAUGACUAAACUGCGCAACGAAUUAAAAGCUUUGAAAGAAGAUGCAGCAACCUUCUCAUCCUUGAGAGCCAUGUUUGCAACCAGGUGUGAUGAGUAUGUCACCCAGUUGGAUGAGAUGCAGAGGCAAUUGGCAGCUGCAGAGGAUGAGAAAAACACCUUAAAUUCUUUGCUGAGGAUGGCUAUCCAGCAAAAACUCGCCCUGACUCAACGCUUGGAAGACUUAGAGUUUGAUCAUGAGCAGUCCCGGCGGAGCAAAGGCAAACUUGGGAAAACCAAAAUCGGCAGCCCUAAAGUAAGUGAGGAGGCAUCAGCCACCGUGUCAACCAUAGACACUUUCCUCCUGCAUAGUCAGGGCCCACAACCACCAAACAUACUGGUCAGCAGUGGCACUCAGAGGAAAAGACAAUUCUCACCUUCCCCUUGUGAUCAGAGCCAUUCCAGGACUUCAGGGACCUAUCUACUGCCUUUAUUAAGAGCCCCCCCAGAUCACACCUCCACAGAGUCAUUUCUUCUGAGGGGUCCCAUUUCCAUGAAUGAAUCCUUCCAUGGGCACCGUCUCAGCAAGGAAAAAAGGUUAACCGAACCCAUCCCAGUCGUGGCUCCAGUGCAACGUUUCCCAGUACGGGACAUCUCUCAUGAGGAACACUUGAAAGCCAUUUUGAUGGAUUUGGCAACUAGGCCCAAAACAUGUUACCAAAUACAAGGUGGGGGUAUUUUUAAUUAUAUAAGUAAUUCCACCACCACUAAUAAUUACUUUGUUGGAUUGUGCUAAAGUUAGUCCCAAGAUACUGUGUCUUUGGUGGAAAUAGGUUGAACUGAUAUAUUUUAAAUGUUAAAUGCAAGAGACUAAUAGCCCAACACCCCUUUUCCAAUUACUCUCUUGUAACUUCUUGUAGUCCAUAUUUUUGCUUUAUUGUUCCACUCAAAUGUAGAGAAGUUUGUUUGAAUACCCUUUUAAUGUUUCAAAGCAAAGUAACAUAGAAUAAAAUGUUCCAGGGAAAUAUUAUAUAUAUAUUAUUUUUCUUUAUAAAGGCAAAUAAAGGGAAAACGGCCUUUUCCUUAUUUCCAUUAAAUAAUAUUUCCAUUAAAAAUGCCUGUAGGAACAAAGAAAACGAAAUACAGUGAGGGUUAGGAUCUGUACUUCCAGAGACAUAGAGAAUUGAAAAGAACAUCUUUUACAACACUGGCAGCACAAUCUCAGAGACUGAUUCAUUUGGUUAUUCUUCCUUUUCUAAAUUACAAAUACAAAUAUCAGCCAAGAAAAAAAAAUUACAAAUAUGAAAGAAAUAAGAUUCUAUUCCAGCAUUUUUUAAUCUUGGCAACUGUAAGAUUUGUGGACUUCAACUCCCAGAAUUCUCCAGCCAAUAUGGAAGUACUUAAAUCCUGGGAAUUGAGUUCACACAUCUUAAAGUUGCUAGGGUUGCAAUACACUGCUCUAUUCAGCUACACUCUACACAGAGUAGAUAUGGGGAAGAAGCAGCAGCAACACCAACAGCUUUUCCUUCUUUCAGAUUGAGGGGAGGACAAUCUUUCCCCAAAAGAGUGCCUAUUGCAGUAACUGGGGUCUAUAGGUGUAAGAUGACCUCAUAGUCCCCAUACAAGGGCUAUGAUGCUGAAAAUACCCAGUAUAUAUGCUCACAGUAAAGUCAUACACAUGAACUUCUGAGUUAUUCCACUUUGUCUAUCUCUUUAUUAAGGCUGUUAUCUUGAAAGCUCAGGAUCUUCACCCUGUGUCCAGGCCUGAUAAACCACACCACAUAGGUG